Messenger RNA from Entrophospora sp. SA101, 444 nucleotides. The record is from the annotation of a GenBank genome assembly. Lineage: Eukaryota; Fungi; Glomeromycota; Glomeromycetes; Entrophosporales; Entrophosporaceae.
AUGGGUGGAGAGGAAAUUUUAAAAAUUCUCAAGGAAAGAGAUUUAAAACUUUACUGGAGUACAGCACCCGACUGUUAUCAAUUUACAGCCAAAUACAGCAUGGAUAAUUAUAAACUUUGUGCAUUAGUUACAGAACACGAUGCAAGAAAAGCGGGCGCAGAAGUAGUUAAACAACAAGCAUUUUGUGAAGAAGGCAAUAUUGUAGAGAAUGGACCUUUAUCAUUUGUAAAAUCUGUUUUAUUUCCAUUAUAUUCGCUCAACUUCCAAACACCACGAUUUGCAAUCAAAAGACCAGAAAAAUAUGAUUUAAAAAACAUCAAUUACAAUAUUAAUGCAAUAUUGGAACUUAUUAGAAAGAAAUGGGAGAGUGAUCCCGUACUUAAAGAAUUAGUUAAAAAUGCAUAUCCAAAGCCAGAUGCUAAAACUGUUGUAAAACAAAUAUAA